AUGGCACCUCAGGCGGUAGCCCUCCUGCGCCUCGCCGAGUUCCUCUCCGUCCAGCUGGGGGCGGAAGAGAGCUGCGGGAGCCCGGCCGACCUGGGCCAGUCUGGCGAGGUCCCCCCACUGUUGACAGUGACCAGUCAGCUCUUGGCCCUUCUGGCAUGGCUUCGGAGCCCCAGGGGGAGGCAGGCCCUGCUCCAGGGGACUCAGCCAGCCCCACGGGUCCGGCCCCCCACUCCAGAUGGAUCCACAUCCCAAGAAGAAAGCCCUUCCCACCUCGGCGCAGUCCCAGGUGAGCCACUGGGAGAUGAGGCCCAGGGACAGCAGCCCCUCCAGUUGGAGGACGACCAGAGGGAGUGGCAGCGGCUGGAGCAGCUCAUCCUGGGACAGCUGGAGGAGCUGAAGCAGCAGCUGGAACAGCAGGAGGAGGAGCUGGGUCGACUGCGCCUGGGCGUGGGGGCAACAGACUCAGAGAAAAGGGUUCAGCAUCUCACCCUGGAGAACGAGGCCCUGAAGCAGAGCCUGAGCCUCAUGCGGGACCUUCUGCUGCACUGGGGUCCCGGCCCCCCAACCAGGGCUCCGCAGGAGGAGGCGGAGGCAUUGGUGGAGCUCCAGGGCCGGCUUCAGGAGGCCCAGGACACCACAGAAGCCCUCCGAGCCCAGCUGGGGGUGCAGGAGGUGCAGCUGCAGGGCCUUCAAGGGGCCCUCCAGCAGCUCCAGCAGGAGACGGAGCAGAACUGCAGGCGCGAGUUACUGCAGAUGCAUGGGCAGCUGGCAGGACUUCGGGCACGGAUGGCCAGCCUGCGUCAGGGCUGCGGCGACCUCCGAGGAUUGGUCAGCACCUUUACCCAGAGCUGCCAGGGUUCGCUGAGUGAGGCCCGGGGCCAGGUGUCCUGGGCCUUGGGGGCACUGUCAUCUGGAGGGCCUGGCACUCAGCUCCCUGAGGGGCAGCAAGGGCCCCCAGCCGGAUGCCCAGGGCGGCUGCCAGAACUCAAGGGAAAUAUCCGUGUGCUGUGUCGACUGAGGCCAGGGACAUCCUCCAGCCUCGUGAGCGUGGAGCCUGGCCCAGGGGGCACCGUCACCACCUGCUACCGGGGGCGCCAUCGUCGAUUCCGCCUAGACUGGGUCUUCCCGCCAGAUGCCAGCCAGGAGGAGGUCUUCAGAGAGCUGGAACCUGCAGUGCUGUCCUGCCUCCGAGGCUAUAGCGUCUGCAUCUUCACCUAUGGCCAGACAGGAACCGGGAAGACCUACAGCAUGGAGGGCCCUCCUGAGGACCCUGGCAUAGUUCCUAGGGCGCUGCAGUCGCUGUUCCGGGAGAUGGGGGCCGGCAGGCAGCACCGGGUGACACUCAGUAUGGUGGAGAUCUACAAUGAGGCUGUCAGGGAUCUCCUUGCCCCAGGGCCUCCCGAGCGUCUGGCCGUGAGGCAGGGCCCUGAAGGCCAGGGCGGGAUCCAGGUGGCUGGCCUCACCCACUGGGACGUGCCCAACCUGGAGACACUGCACCAGAUGCUGAAACUGGGGAGGAGCAACCGGGCCACCGCCGCCACCGCCAUGAACCAGCGCAGCUCCCGCUCGCACGCCCUGGUCACGCUGACUGAAGUGUGUUGUGCCUGGUGA
Molecule: messenger RNA, 1611 nt
Organism: Mandrillus leucophaeus (drill)
Lineage: Eukaryota; Metazoa; Chordata; Mammalia; Primates; Cercopithecidae
Gene: KIFC2
Product: kinesin family member C2
Exons: 16
Coding region: 1-1611 (536 amino acids)
Biological process (GO): microtubule-based movement
Molecular function (GO): microtubule motor activity; microtubule binding; ATP binding
Source: RefSeq, a predicted model, not a curated record